CUUGAAUUAGUGCCUCACCGGGUAAUGUCUCAUCAGAGGACAGGACGGUAUCAUGAGCGGAAGAAGUCUGGGUUACGAUGGUUUGUGAGCAAUUGAAAGGCGAGACAUGUGCGGCAGAAAGGCUGCGUCUCGUCUCGCCUAAAAGCAGCCGGCGGCCGCUCAGCAGCAGCCGGGACCGUCGGGACCGGACAUUUUUUGCAAAGACAGACUCCAGACGAAGAAGACGCAACAUGUUUGAAGCCUCAGGGAUUCCUCUCAUCCUGUUGGACAUUACCUGCCUCAUCCUCGUUGGACUUCCAUUUUUUAUUCUCACCCCACAACACAACCCUUUCAAACGGGGUUUCUUCUGUAAUGAUGAGUCCAUCAGAUACCCUCUUAAAGAGGACACAAUAUCCUACCAGCUGCUGGGAGGAGUCAUGAUCCCCUUCACACUGAUCGUGAUCGUAUGUGGCGAGUGCCUUUCCGUUUACUUGUCUCGCAUCAAGAACCAGUCUUUAGGGACCAAGUAUGUGGCGUGUGUCUACAAAGCUGUUGGGAGCUAUGUAUUUGGAGCUGCUGCCAGCCAGUCUCUGACAGACAUAGCAAAGUACUCCAUUGGUCGACUGCGGCCAAACUUCCUGGCUGUAUGCAAACCAGUCUGGGAUCGCAUCAACUGCAAAGCUGGUGGAUACAUUGAGAACUUCACCUGCACUGGAGACAAGUUCCUGGUAGAUGAGGCCAGACUGUCGUUCUACUCUGGCCACUCAUCCUUCUCUAUGUACUGCAUGCUGUUCCUUGUACUAUACAUUCAAGCCAGACUGAAGUCAGAAUGGGCGAGGCUUCUGCGUCCCACCAUCCAAUUCUUCCUGAUUGCAACUGCUGUGUAUGUGGGUCUAUCCCGGGUGUCUGACUACAAACAUCACUGGAGUGACGUGCUUGCUGGCCUCCUGCAAGGGGGUCUAGUGGCUAUUUUCACAGUGUUCUGUGUGUCCAACUUCUUUGAACAGCCAGUGGACGCGGUGGUAUCCCAAGAGGAAGAAGCCUCACCAACCAGUUUAGGGGAAAACCCUUCCACUAUGAACCACUAUGGUAGCACUGACUGAAUCUGAGGCCUCAAAGACAAUUCUGUGUAGGGCCUCUGUCACUUAAUAUGGCCAGAGAGGACCUAAAACACAUCAAUGAAUUGCAAGUCUUCCAUAUUAACUGCUGGCUGUUCCUGUGCAUUUAAUCAACACAGUUUACCCCAUGGAGCCAACGCUGGAGCCUGCAGGCUUAACCUGUUACCUUUGGUGUGGUCAGUAAACUUUGAUUACAGCAAGAAAGUGUACUACAUAAGACAGUAUUUGCACUUUACUGAGAUAUAAAGAAGCAGAAGUUUCUGACAGGUUUUUGGCUAAAUACAAUUUAAUACAGUUAAUUAUGGAAUGACAAAACAAAAUACAGUUGUGCAUGUUGGGUUGAACUUAGAGGGAAAAAAAGCAUUUUACAGUGUAAGCUUGUUGGAAAUGUGGUUUCCAGUGUAUAUUGGUCUGAUGUUGCCAUUUUGAAUGAAUGAAAUUCCUUUUGCCCAGAAUAUAAUGAGCGUCUGUGUGCGCACUGCAAGCAGGCUUGUAGAGAGCCUGGCACCUGUGAAUAAGAAAACCUGGACUGUCCUUAAACUUAAAAUGGAGCCUGAACUCAUAAAUAAUAUAUUUUAUGUUAAAUUCUUCGCCAUAGUCAGAUUGCUGCUACCUGCUGUUGUGUCCCAUACCUGAUGUUAUUUUAUUGUAAUGUAUGGAAAAUACAGUGAAUUCACUUUUGUUUGUUUUUACUAUUUGUAUGAAGCUCUAUAUGUUUUUGUCCAUGCAAAAGCUUUAAACAGUAUUGUUUAGAGCAGGACUGGGAAAAAAUGAGACGAAUAAAGUGAGCUCCAUUUUGCAACUUUGAUACAAAUGA
Molecule: messenger RNA, 1914 nt
Organism: Seriola dumerili (greater amberjack)
Lineage: Eukaryota; Metazoa; Chordata; Actinopteri; Carangiformes; Carangidae
Product: phospholipid phosphatase 1-like
Exons: 7
Coding region: 78-1082 (334 amino acids)
Biological process (GO): signal transduction; phospholipid dephosphorylation; phospholipid metabolic process
Molecular function (GO): phosphatidate phosphatase activity
Source: RefSeq, a predicted model, not a curated record